GGUAAGUCUAUGCUGGUUCUCGCCUCAAGAUCGUCCCCGUCGCGUUCUGCUGGUCCUGGGCUUUCUGGUCGAUGUCGUGUUGCCGGAACUUGAACGGAUUUCGACGGUGGAUGGGUCUUGGGGCGACCGGAUGAAGCGCACAGGACGAAACGCUGAUGUACCUUGCUCUCUUUUUUGUGCUUCCCUCUACCUUCUCGCACGACACAGAAAAUGCCUACGCGGUUCUCCAACACUCGCAAGCACCGCGGCCACGUCUCGGCCGGUCACGGUCGUGUCGGAAAGCACCGCAAGCAUCCCGGAGGUCGUGGUCUCGCCGGUGGUCAGCACCACCACAGGACCAACUUCGAUAAGUACCAUCCUGGUUACUUCGGUAAGGUUGGUAUGCGCCGCUUCCACCUUACUCGCAACCUCCAAUGGCGCCCGAUUAUCAACGUCGACAAGCUCUGGACGCUUGUCCCCGCCGCGGAGAAGGAGAGCCUGACCGAGAGCUCGGAUGUUGUCCCCGUUAUCGACAUCCUCCAGCACGGUUACGGCAAGAUCUUGGGCAACGGACAGCUGCCCAAGCUCCCCUUCAUCGUAAAAGCCCGCUUUGUCUCGCGCAAGGCCGAGGCGAAGAUCAAGGAGGCGGGUGGUGUUGUCAAGCUGGUCGCAUAGUUUUGUAUUUUGCUGCUAUCAUUUUUACUCUCGCCACGAUCUCGCACCGACCCCAUGCAUAUGACAUGAAGCCGCAGGGCGUUUAUGCAAUUCAUGCUGUACAAUCCGC
This is a messenger RNA of Trametes versicolor FP-101664 SS1, 763 nucleotides long. RefSeq names its product 60S ribosomal protein L27a. The record is from RefSeq and is a predicted model, not a curated record. Gene Ontology annotation, biological process: translation. Gene Ontology annotation, molecular function: structural constituent of ribosome. The transcript is spliced from 4 exons. NCBI's taxonomy places the organism in Eukaryota, Fungi, Basidiomycota, Agaricomycetes, Polyporales, Polyporaceae. Gene Ontology annotation, cellular component: cytosolic large ribosomal subunit; ribosome. The coding region runs from base 211 to 654 and encodes 147 amino acids.